AAUGUCCACAAGUCUGGUCUCGAAAGGCCCACUGGAGACGCAAAUGGUUGGUAUGGCCCGAAUGUUGGUGGUUUUGUGUCAUAAUCUGACUCACGACAACCAACCAUUGGUCUCGCUGAGAGGCUGCAGAAUAUAUAGGGGCCUUUCCAUCAUCAGUCUUGCUGCGCACUCCCGCCAAUUUACGCAACAUGGCAACCUCGAACGAGGACUCAACGGACCAGCCUCCGUAUCCCUCAUGGUCCGAACUCAAGUGCGCACGGAAGUCUCUCACUUAUUCAAAGGGGUACUGGCGCAUCCACUGGCCUCUCGAAGGCGAGUAUCCCGCAGCCAUCUCCGUUGCCGCUGAACGGCGAACAGCAAUCGGUCUCGAGCCAUUCUACGAUCCAACCACCGACAAAUGGCAUGAUAUUGCGGACCUUCCUCUCACCACUCCGGUCAAGAUCUCCUCUAUCACGGCCGAGAUGAGGGAGCUCAAUGUGUACGAGCGGGACUGGGUCGAGUGCCAUCGUUAUUGCGCCGGCGCGAAGUUUGUCACUUAUGGAGAUCUCGACGAUGAUGUGAGGCCGUACGCCAAGGAAAUGAAGGAGGAUGGCAGCUGGGAGGAGGAUUCCGACACGGAAUACCUCAUCCGAUGCUGCGGAGAGGAGCGGCCGAUCGGGAAAAGGGCGUUGACGCUGAAGGUCGUUCCUCCUCCUGAGCGCGACUAUCUCACGAUUCGCGACUAUAUAAGCGCUCUGCAUCCUUUUUUUAUGAGCUUGCGCGAGGACAUCAUGAAAGCCAAAGAAGUAGCGCCAUUCGAGCAGUUUGAUAAGCCCAGAUCCAGGAAAUGGAUGAUCCUACCUGGUCCCUUACACAGUCUCUCAAUGGGAGACAGAUGGCCGACGGCACCCGAGUAGUGCUCAAUACUACUGCUCUCUCUGUGGGAAGAAAAUAAGACCACAUCAGCAUACCGACAGGCUUCCAUCGCAAGUACCCCCUUCGUCAGCGAGCAUGGUUGGAAGAUGUGAUUCUCUUGGAAUUGAUAGCUGUAUAUAUUGCGCUCGUAGUGCUGAUAGACCCUUCGAUCUGCAAUUCUCCUGUGAAGGAGAAGAUUGCUGUAAGAUUGUUGGGCGUAAGAGUAUAUAUGCCAAUCUCUUAGGAAAUGUUGUUCUGAGGUGGAAAGACAGUAUCGAACCAGGACUGAGUAAUGAGACUAGCUGUAAUAGACUCUGCUACUGAAAGUACAUCUAGAACCUAGUUAUUUAU
Messenger RNA from Microdochium trichocladiopsis, 1245 nucleotides. RefSeq lists its product as uncharacterized. The transcript is spliced from 3 exons. NCBI's taxonomy places the organism in Eukaryota, Fungi, Ascomycota, Sordariomycetes, Xylariales, Microdochiaceae. The record is from RefSeq and is a predicted model, not a curated record. The coding region runs from base 189 to 896 and encodes 235 amino acids.